AACCUUGACCAUGCUCACCGUAUGGUACAUGACAGCUCCAUUCUUCAACACCACAGGAUUCAUUCAUUCACUACUGGUUUGCUGUUGUUAGUUGUUUGGUAACUGUUGUUUCACACAUCAAACACUAGCAGAUCAGAGAGUGGAAAGAAAGAAAGCAAAAGACACCAAAUCGACCAAUUGGCUGUAUUGGCAUGUUACUAAUCCAUUUGAUUUCCCCUUCUCCUCUGCCUUCCUGCUAGAGUUUUCCUUUCCUAUGGAGAUAGAAUCUGCUGCAACCAGCAACAGCAACAGCAACAAGAACUAUGCCAGUAAUGGUGAUGGCGAGGAGUUGAGGUCCAUGGAUCAUCACCAUGGUCUGAAUUCCAGAGGAAUAUACCUUGUUUGGGAGGAUCUCACAGUUGUGCUGCCAAAUUUUGGGAACAAGCCAACCAAGAGAUUGCUUCAAGGGCUUAGUGGGUAUGCUGAGCCUGGCAGAAUCAUGGCUAUUAUGGGGCCUUCAGGUUCUGGGAAAUCCACCCUCCUUGAUUCUCUUGCAGGUAGACUGUCCAAAGAUGUGAUAAUGACAGGUACUGUUCUGUACAAUGGCAAGAAGAGGAGGCUGGAUACUGGUGUUGCAUACGUAACACAAGAAGACGUGCUUAUGGGAACACUAACAGCCAGAGAGACACUAACAUACUCAGCCAAGCUGAGGCUCCCGUCUUCCAUCCCCAAAGAGGAGCUAUCGGACAUCGUCGAGGGGACGAUCGUGGAGAUGGGGCUGCAGGAUUGUGCCGACACGAUCAUUGGAAACUGGCAUCUGAGAGGGAUAAGUGGUGGCGAGAAGAAGAGGCUGAGCAUUGCCCUGGAGAUACUCACCAAGCCGAGGCUGUUGUUCCUCGACGAGCCCACCAGCGGGCUGGACAGUGCCUCGGCGUUCUUCGUGAUCCAGACGCUGAGGAACAUAGCUCGAGAUGGCAGGACGAUCAUUUCGUCGAUUCACCAGCCCAGCAGCGAGGUGUUUGCUCUGUUUGAUGAUCUGUUCUUGUUGUCCAGUGGGGAAAUUGUCUACUUUGGUGAGGCCAAGAAGGCUGUCCAGUUCUUCGCGCAAGCUGGGUUUCCAUGCCCGAGCAAGAGGAACCCAUCUGAUCACUUCCUGCGCUGUGUGAAUUCUGACUUUGAUGCUGUCACGACAACCUUGAAAGGAUCGCAGAGAAUACGUGUAAGUUCAUUUACAAUGCAUUGCUGGCAGGAUGCUCCUGGGUCAUCAGAUCCUUUCAUGAACAUGGCGACGGCGGAGAUAAAAUCCAGGCUGGUUGAGAAGUACAAACGGUCCAACUACUCCAAAGAGACCAAGGCUAGGAUCAAGGAAAUCUCAGCCAUUGAAGGGCUGGAAGUGGUAACUAGGAAAGGAAGCCCAGCAAGCUGGUGGAAGCAACUCUCAACUCUGACUAGAAGAUCAUUCCUCAACAUGUCUAGAGACAUUGGAUAUUACUGGGCCAGGAUAGUCAUCUACAUCGUCGUCUCCAUCUGUGUUGGGACCAUCUACUACGACCUGGGACACAGCUACACUUCGAUCUUGGCCAGGGUGGCCUGCGGCGGAUUCAUCACAGGGUUCAUGACUUUCAUGUCCAUUGGUGGCUUCCCUUCCUUCAUCGAAGAAAUGAAGAUCUUUUACAGAGAGAGGCUGAAUGGGUAUUAUGGACCAGCAGUCUACAUCCUGUCAAACUACCUCUCGUCCUUCCCAUUCUUGUUUGCAAUUGCACUCAUUUCUGGCAACAUAUGCUUCCACUUGGUGAGAUUCAGGCCAGGGUUUUCCUACCUGGCCUUCUUCUGCCUCAACAUCUUCUCCUGCAUUUCGGUCAUCGAGAGCUUGAUGAUGGUGGUGGCUUCACUGGUGCCUAAUUUCCUCAUGGGACUCGUCACUGGAGCUGGAAUCAUUGGGAUCAUGAUGAUGACAUCUGGUUUCUUCCGGUUGCUGCCCGAUCUCCCCAAGAUAUUCUGGCGCUACCCGGUUUCUUACAUCAACUAUGGCGCUUGGGGACUUCAGGGCGCGUACAAGAACGACUUCAUAGGGGAGGAAUUCGAGCCACUGGUGCCUGGUGACCCCAAGCUCAAGGGAGAGUUCAUCAUCACCAACAUAUUCGGGGUCUCGUUGAACCGUUCCAAGUGGUUCGACCUCUCGAUCAUCUUCGUCAUCUUGAUCUUCUACAGGAUCCUGUUCUACGUGGUUCUGAAGCUGAAGGAGCAGGCCCUGCCUUUGGUGAAGGACGCUUACUCGAAGAGGACCCUGCAACGGCUGCAGAAGAGGCCUUCUUUCAGGAAGAUGCCAUCCCUUGGUUCCAGGAGGCAGCACUCCUUGUCCUCGCAAGAGGGCCUCAACUCUCCACUCCACUAGAAGAAGAAAAAAAAGCCACGUAUGAUAUAUAAGCAGAUUUGAAGAGAUAUAUAAAAUGAUUUAUAAAUAUUAAAUACACAGAUAACGUUUUGACUGUUGAGUUGGUCAUUUGGUGUUGUAAGGGGGGCGGUAACUAUUUUUGUUACUGGUAGUGAAUCUUCAUACAGUGAAAAACAGGUCAUAAGGUGAAAAUUUUAGUCCUGGGUUGUUACUGAGAGAUUAUGUAAUAUUCUUUGGUAGUGAGGUGACUUUGCAACACCAAGCAAUGGCUGGAUCAAGGAGUGAAAGAAAUUUGUAAAAAUUACACUGUUCAUCUUCUUUAUUCUAAUAACUAGUCGUCUUGCGAAAAUUGACUUUUUGGUUACCUCUUUUUCACCCAAUGAUGACUUUUAUGAUAUUGUUUUUAACGUUUCAGGUUCUAGAUAUUGAACGGACUAUCAUGUCAUCG
This is a messenger RNA of Linum tenue, 2822 nucleotides long. Lineage: Eukaryota; Viridiplantae; Streptophyta; Magnoliopsida; Malpighiales; Linaceae. The record is from the annotation of a GenBank genome assembly.